GUAUAUAUAUAUCGAUAAUUGAAGAGAAGAUAACAUUAAGAUAUAUUCAAUAAAAAUUAAUAUCAAACUCUGAAUAGAAAAGCAAGAAAAAUUAAAAAUGCGAGUGAAUGUAAAUGCAUUACAAGUAUUAAUACUUUUAUUUGUAUUUCAAAGAGGAGAAUCGAAAGCUAUCAAAUGUUAUCAAUGUAAUAGUAAAAAGGAUAAAGAUUGUACUAUCAAUACGGUAGAUAUAAGAUAUUUGAAACCAUGUCCUGCGUCACAACCAUUUUGUCGUAAAGCUGUGUAUAUAUAUUAUUUUAUGAAUUCUCGAGAAUAUAUAAUAAUACGUGAAUGCGCAAAGUGGUGGAACAAUGACAAGGAAUGUUAUAGAGGUCGUUAUCCACGUGAUAGUUAUCAAUACGUAUGCGAAUGUAAGAGUACAGGAUGUAAUCGAUCGACGAGAUUCUCAUUGAAAACUAUUAUUUUUUUGUAUAUUUUGUGUCAAAUAAUUAUCUUUCUCGUUGGAAAUCCUACCUGACACAAAUGCAUCAUUGAAAAUAGACUGGAGACAUUUAAUUGAUUAUCGUGAUGACAUUCCUUUAUCAAGACAUUCUUGCAAUAAUUUUACUUUACGAGUAGAGUAUA
Messenger RNA from Apis florea (little honeybee), 624 nucleotides. RefSeq lists its product as uncharacterized. Gene Ontology annotation, biological process: positive regulation of voltage-gated potassium channel activity; sleep; regulation of synaptic transmission, cholinergic. NCBI's taxonomy places the organism in Eukaryota, Metazoa, Arthropoda, Insecta, Hymenoptera, Apidae. The record is from RefSeq and is a predicted model, not a curated record.